GCCGCUGGAUGAGAAAACCACAUCAGAGGCGGCGGGAGGAAAAAGAGCAAGAAAACCUGUUGGACUCCUGGGGAAAAACCUCGACAACCUGAGGAGGGAAUUAAACACAAACUUUUGUGUUGGAGCGACUACUGUGUUUUCACCUGUUUGAGAAAAAAACACACAAAGGAAAAGACUGAGAGUGGCAUCUCAGCAAUUACCCGCUGAGUGAACUCUGCUUUUUCUUCCCAAAUUUGACGCUUCGACUUUGAUUGUCUCUGGGAUUCAUUCUCAUUCAAGAGGAAUCAAACCAUCAUCACAGACUUAUCUUAUUAUCUGGACCAGAAAAGGAUUUGUACAGGAACCUGGUAAAAACAGAGAGAGAAAAAUCCCUGCCUCGUACAACAACACCUGCUGCUCUCUUUUAACAUCAGCCGACAGCAAGAAGAGAGCGAGGAAGACUCGCGGUGGAAGUGGUUUUACUCCCUGCUGAGCUUACGACCACCUACCAGCCACUAAUUUCUACCACAACCUGCCACAUUAAUAAAGUAUAACCCCAGUUUGAGUGAGGAAGAGAACACCCGAAGGAUUUGGGCUUCAUUUUGUACCAAAUUAAAGGUCCGAUCAACAGAUUCCUCUUGGCUUGGACCAUCUGUCUGUGUGAUGAUGGCUUGGCUCCAGCUGUGGACUAUGGGGCUUGUUAUGGCCUUGUGCAUCUCUCUUACUGCUGCUGAAGACUCUGGUUUUCCUGUGAUGGAAGCAGAGCAGCGAGGCCCUGUCGAGAUUGUGAAGAAGGAGUCCCAUCCUGUCCUGGUCAGGCAGAAAAGGGAGUGGAUCUGGAACAAUCUCUACGUGGAAGAGGAGAAACCUGCACCAGUGGCCUACAAGAUAGGACAGCUGAAAAAUUCGAAGACGAAGGAGGGUGUGCACUUUACAAUAGACGGCGAAGGAGCGAACACCAUCUUCACCGUGGAUCCCAAAGGAGACCUGUUUGUCACCAGAUCACUGGACAGAGAGGAGAAGGACCAAUAUAAUUUGACCGCCAAGAUGUUGGAUGGGAACAACAGGUUGAUAGAGGAUUCUGGACAUUUUAUCGUUCAAGUGACGGAUAUCAAUGACAACAUCCCAGUUUUCUCCGAACCAUAUAAUGGAUCCAUUAUGGAGAGGUCCGCGAUAGCAACUCAAGUAGUGAAGGUGAGGGCAACAGAUGCGGAUGACCCCACCACUGCUAAUGGAGAGCUCAGGUACUCUCUGACCCCAGCAGGAGACCUUUCUGCCUUCGAAAUCAACAGCAUCACAGGUGUGAUCACCUGCAAGAGUAGCUCUCUGGACCGGGAAACAAAGAGUCAGUACGUAGUGGUGGUUAAAGCUCAGGACAUGAGAGGAAUGGCUUCUGGCAGCACAGCCACCACCUCUGUCACCAUCACCAUCACCGACACUAACGACAACAUUGUUUCUUUCACCCGAAAGAAGUAUGAAUUGCACGUUCCAGAGGAUCACAAGUUGAAUGAGAAGAUCGGCACUCUGGAGUUGAAGGACAAUGAUCAGAUUCAGAACAAACAGCCAAUCUUCAAGAUUCCAAAUGAAAACAACAAAAUGUUUAAUGUUGAACUCAACCCAAACAAGGAUGGCAACCUCAUGCUCAAACAGGCUCUCGACUACGAGAAAAGGAGCAGCUACACUUUCACUGUCGAGGUGCAGGAAACUCUGGAUUAUCCUGCUGACAACAGGAACACUGCUCUCACUAAGGCCGAGAUAAACAUCAAAGUAUUGGACGUAGAUGAGGCACCGGAAUUCUCCCAGCUCAUCUACACAUUCACUGUGGUGGAGGAACGUAUCGUGAACAACAUAGGAACAAUCACAGCCAAAGAUCCCGACAGAGCCAACAAGAGCAUACGGUACUCCAUCUUAGACAAGGACUGUCCUAUCGGUAUCAACCCGCUCACAGGUCAGCUGUCCACCCUUAGGGCGCUGGACAGAGAGCUGCAGGCCACACACAUGUUCCAAGUUAAGGCACAGGAGGAGCCAAGUGGUUUGGAGUCGUUUGUGAAAGUUAAUAUUAUAGUUCAAGAUGUCAAUGACAAUAAGCCUGAACUGAUGGUGGACGAGAUCUUUGUCUGUGAGAACGACCCCACUAACACGGUGAUUGGAACCUUAAGAGCCACAGAUAAAGAUGAGCAGAUCCCUUCCUUCGUUUUCCGCCUGGCCAGUGAGAGCUCCAACUUCUCCAUCAAAGAUUAUGGAAACAGCACAGCAGGCAUCAUGGUGAAACAGGGGCCGUUUAGCCUGGAUGACCCCAAGGAUUACACUGUGGAUGUGCACAUCAGUGACGGAGGCCAACCCAUCAAGACCAGCGUCACCAAACUGGCAAUCAAGUCUUGCCGGUGUGAUGCCAGGCGGAUUCCUACACAGUGCAGAGCCGGAGCUCGGAGAAUGGGAGUCAGUGUUCAUGCCCUGAUCGCCAUUCUGCUCUGCAUACUGACUAUACUCGUCAUUGUAAUCCUGUUUGUGAUGAGGAAACGCUAUCAGAAGGAUUCUCUGGCCAGUAUGAAGAACAGCGGCGAGAUUCACGAGCAGCUGGUCACGUACGACGAGGAGGGAGGAGGAGAGAUGGACACUAAUGGCUACGAUGUUUCAAUCCUCUCUUCUGCUUGCCACGACGGUUCCCUGCUCCGCCACCCGGACCGCCACCCCCACCCCUCUCUCUACGCCAUGGUGCAGAAACCACAGCACCACGCACAACCCACCGCCUGCAAGGGUGACAUGGCCGUGAUGAUCGAGGUGAAGAAAGACGAGGCGGAUCACGACAGGGACGGCUUCCCAUACGACACUCUGCACAUCUACGGCUACGAGGGGCCGGAGUCUUUAGCCGGCAGCCUCAGCUCUCUGGAAAGUUCCUCCACCGGUUCGAACUUGGAUUACGACUUCCUGAGCGACUGGGGGCCGAGGUUCAGAACCCUGGCCGAGCUGUACGGAGUGGAUGCACCUGACUACUACCAUCAAUACUGAUGGUCUGCUAAUAAGCAUAUUUGAUGCCAAAAUACACACACACACACAUUGAAAAAACAGCCAUAAAAUGCGCUCACACAUAGCCAGAAGCAUGCAGGAAAUAUACACAUUCACACAUACAACCAGGCUCUGAUGCCGUCCAUUUAGUUUCUUUCCAAACUCCAGGAAGCUCAAUCAAGUUGAAAAAAGGAGAGCUUUUUUUUAUGACAUGGUGCCCUUUGCCUCCUCCACCCAGGAGAUAUCGGAAAGAUUUUUAAAGUAAGCCCAGGACAUGCCGCCAUAACAGAAAGUGAGAACAAACUGCUUCACAGAUCUGCAACAGGAUUGACUGUUGGUGACAGAGUGAGAUCCAAAUGUGAGGAUGUGUUUAAGUCACAGUGUUGUUUAAUUUGACAUCAUCAUCAACCCUUUUUAUUACUGCAAGUCCAAUCAGAGGAUGCUCCAUGGCGGGCCAAUCUUGGAUGAUUGAUGGGUUUAUCAGGUCACUGCUGGCCAGAGAUGUUGCUCAGUUGCUUUACAUCCUUUUGCAUUUAAUUCAUGUCUCAGCUCUUUUAUCUACCCAUCCUCACUCACUACUUGUCAGAAACACACGCCUGGUCAGUGCAUCAGAUAUCAACACAUAAAGAAGCCUUCAGUGUCUGUAUGAGACGCAUCAGUUUUGCAUUGUAAACCCAUUUUGCAACAUUUUAGAUGUUGGUCACUAAAUAUAAAGACCUAUAGUAUAGAUAGUCUGUUUGGGAUGGGUGUGACAAAUAAACCCCAGUGUUCCUGUUCCAUGUAAAACCAAAAGUUAAUGUUUUAAUUUCACCUGUAAAUUAACCUUUAUAUUGUGUCUAUUUUUAAAUCAAUCCCUUCGAUGCACCUAUAUAUAUCUACAUAUACAUCUUUCAAUUAUGUAUAUUUCUUUAUAUAUGAAUGACUAAAUUACUUAAUCUGAACAAUUAAACAUGGACACAAAACUUACAUUUACCACAGAGACAAUACUUUAAAAGUAUGCAUUGUCUUCAUCUAGAUAUGAGCUUGUUUGGGUUUACUGACUAAUGUUGCUGUUUAAAUACAACUGGAAGUUUUAAACAAGCUUAUUUAAAUACAACUGGGGAUGCAAAAUGGUUCAUGUCAAAGCUACUCAGUGCUGAUGGGAGAUCUUGCCAAACUUUUCCUGUCUUACUCUAACUGUUUGUGUUGACAGCCUGUAAUCUCUUCGAACUUUGAUGUUUUGAAAGAAUUUGACAAAAGCACCACAAACACGGCGAGAGCAAGGUGAUUUUAUUUCUGAUCUGAAGUUGAUGAUUUGAUUUGUAAAUAUGACAGUUUGAGGGGUUUAUUAUUUGAGGUGAAAAACUCAGCAGCCACAGGAGUUUUAACUCAAAGAGGUUUGAAGUGUUUGAUCACAGCAAGGCGCCAGUUGUGUUUGCUUUAUCUGAAAAACUAAAAAGGGUCGUCUUUAAGGAAAGUUCAUGUCUCUUAAAUCAUCAGUCUGUGAUGUCCAGUGGGUUAUUUUGUGAUAUGCACACUAUAUAUCAGCAUAUAGUUACUGAUUUACAUCAUCUGCAAUAUGGCAGCAACUCUUAAAUGAAUAGGGGCUGUUUGAGUUAAAGAUAAACUGCACCAAAAGUUCUUGAUAUUUAGCAGAAAACUUCAAGAAUCCUUUCUCCUCUUUGUGUUUUCUGAACCAGCCACCCAAUAAGAAUGAGGAGUCAUUAUCUAAGUGAGUCAUUUCGUCCAUUUUGCCAGUUAUCUUCUGGUCUGAGGAGAGAAAAGACAACAGACAUACGGACGAGCUGAGAGGAAAUGGCACUGCUGCUGCUCAGACAGAGUUACAGCAUGUUCCCAGGUUUUAUUUGACAGAACCUAUCAUCACAGUUAUUGUUCAGAUGAAAGCCCAAUCCUCAGAGGUCUACUAGAACAAAAGUCAUUCAGGCAACUCAGGAAACACCGAGCGGCUAAAGCAGCCAGUUGGGUCGCUGCGAUGGCUCUGAGGUGUCGUGAAUAACUUUAACCUCUCAUCCUUUCUGGCAUCCAUAAGGUCAGAAACUCUCUGAUUUUUUUUUAGUGACAACUUUCAGAUCAUUUUUAGCAGAUUUACAGAAUCAUAAAGCAAAAGCUUGAAUCCUUUGACUAACCAGGAACUGUUUCUUUACUCUACUUGGCAACCAAUUUACAAAAUAUCUUUUAAACUCUCAAUGAUAUGCCAGUCUUUACUAUAUUAAUAUUAGAAGUAUGCUUGUUUAAGCUGUUUAGGCUACAGUUUAUCCAAUUUCUUUAACCCCUCAAUAUGCUUUCCACGUGGACAGACAAACUUGAGCUGACAUGGAAGGUGGUCAAGGAAACAUUUGGACAUUUAUACUCUGUGCAGGUUUACCCUGCAGCCACCAGCAGCUCAUCAAAGAUCUCCAUAUUGCCCACAAAUCCGCAUCCGUAUAGUAUAUUGAGGAUGCGUCAAGCAUAAAUACAGUGUGAGAGUAGCACAGUUUUAGCUCUUAAAGAGUGUAUAGAACUCAAAUAUUAAUACACUAGACUUGUAUUUGGCAAGUGGUCAUAGUAAAGGCAGGAUAGUCGACCCAAAAUAUACAGCCUUACCAGAAUCAUAGGUUUUCAUAAAAAUACACUCCAUGGAGCCAUAAUCAUCCUCAUUAUUUUGUAUAACUGUCUGACUUCAUGGGGAUUAGAGUUGUAACUCAUGAGUCUUUAUUCUGCUGGUUAUUGAUCCAGAACAUUUCAAGGUGACCCUAUAGAGCCCGAGAUGCUACUUGUUUUGUGUGAGCAAAAAUCAAUGAAAGACAAGAUAUUCAAUGUUAAAAAAAGGAAAAAAAGUAGUAAAACUUUAAUUUAAGAAGCUGGUACCAGCAAAAUGUUUGGCAACAAACAAAAUAGUUUCCAAUUAUGUUUUAGUUAAUUGAAUACUUGAUUGAUUGACUAAUCAUUCCCUUACAUAGAUCAUUUUUGUAAUUCAAAGGCUGUUGUUAGGGCCAAUUUAAGUAAAGGAUCCCUUUGGUUGGUGGGUGUGUAGUUUAUCCUGUGAUAAUGUCGAGGAUAUGCUGUUUAUUUGCUCUUUGGGUAAUCAGCAGCAGCUGCUCCAAAGCACUAUUUGACCCCUUAAUAUCUGGGAGAAGGCUGAACACUCAGACCAUAACUAUUUAUCAGUGACUUAGUAGCAUUUGAACAAGAACUAUAGACAUUUCAGCUUAUUGUAUAAAUGAAGGCUCUGGAGAUAAAUCAUGGCUAUUGCUGUUAGAACGUCAUUCACAAAAGGUCAUUCAUUGUCUCUAGUCAUAAGGUAUAAAUCAGUUUCCUGCGCUGUAAAGUGGUGCCCAUUUCUAUUAAAGUAGUCCACUUGACAUUGCAAUAUUUCAAUGCAUUGUUCAGCUGAAGCUCUGCAGAGCCACGUGUUGUCAAGACAGUCCCUUUGUUUUUGAAAAAAGGUAAUUUCACUCCAGUUUAGAGAACAGAGUUUAUUUAUUCUCCUGUUUAUUCUGUUUUGUUUGGCUCUGGCGUGCGUGGAAUGCCAUUUGAUAAACGCUGGAUACAAUAGCUGGAAGCCCUCUCAAUGCUUUCCUGUUGGCUUCAUAUAUAUACUUAGAGCAGCCGGUUCCUCCAGCUCACUCUCAGUCUUUGCCUCACCGUAUCUCUACCACACCGUCCCUCCCUCUCCGUCCUCUAAUCAGCUAAACCAAACAGUGGAGUCAACUUCCUGUCCAUCUGGGAGGUUGCUCCCGCCCCUUCCUGUCUGUGUUAUCUCUCCCGCGAGGCAACACAUUGUGCUUGCUUCCCGUUAGCCCCGGCCUGGGAAACAACCUUGGAGAGGAAAAGGGAGCGAGGCAAGGAGAAACACAGGCAAGAAACAAGAAAGAAAAGAUGAACAGAACAAUGUGGAGCAGUGAUGAGUUUUCCAGCUGAGCAGAAACACUUCAGAGCAGGAGUUGCAUGUGAUGAAACGCUGAGACACAUCGCACAUGCAAGUGGUGUUAACAUCCUGUCAUCCUCGCAUCUUUCUGAAGCAACAUUCAGAAAUCAAUAAAGAUUACCCACAGCUGAAUCUUUAAAUUUAUAAUAGGCAACUCCUCACUUUGUUGGCUCCAAGCAGCAGAAAAAGAAAAUCUUUUUUCAUCAUAUUUUCUACAUUUUAAAACUUUGCACCGAUGAUUAAAAACAAAACCACAAGGAUACUUCUGUGUUUUGUAAAAAGAAAUAGAAAACUUUUUAAAAAAAAAGAGAGUCUUGUUGCAGCUCAUAUUACUUUACUGCUUAAGAUAUUUCCAAAGUCCUCUCAAAGUUUAAGAUGAUUUUUAAAGUCAUGUUGAACAUUCACUGAACACUAUUCUGGCACAAGAAAUGGAGUCUCACCUUGUGAAUCUUCUCUGUACACCGAAGGAAAUAUUAUUUGUGCCAUUUCAGACCUGUGGCUCUCAAGUAAACAACAUUCAAGGUGUUUUUUUUUUUGCAUUUUGUUUAUGUGUUAUCAACACUAACACAAUUAUAGCUUUUAUUUUUGAAAACUGGAUAUGUGAACAGAAAAAUGUGUUGUUGAAAUCAACACCUGCAGUUGAGAGUGAGAGAUGGAAGGUGCUCCAUUAUCUAUUUUCAGAAUAGCAAUGAGUGUUAUGUGUACUUAGGGUGAGAAAAUCUGAGACAUCUGGGGAGGUAGUUGGGUAGUUUUGCAAACAAUAUUGGCAAGCAGUGCUUUCCAUUUUUCUUUUAGUUCUGUUCCAAAACAAACAACAAACUUACAGCACCUAAAAAAAGAAAUGCAUCAAUCCGUAAUAUAAAGCAUGUGGUCAGACAAGGACAAAUGUUGCAUGUGAUUUAUUUUUUAAAUGGUCAUAUUAUUUUUUAUUUUGUGUGCUGGCAACAUAAUGACAUUUUUGGAAAUAUGUUCCUUACAGCCUGAGGUGUAAAAACACCAUUUUCCUUUAUUCAUUUCUCGUAAUUUAUGGUCAUCAGAUAUUGCAAAAUGUGACCAAAAUCAUGAGGAUUCAUGUGUUAUUUUUGGCAACAUCCACAAUGUAGCAUGCAAGAUAACAUUUUGUUUAUUUGAGUUCCUUAACAUCCUAAAAGUGCCAUUUUUCAUUUUAAUUUGUUGUUGUGUGAGAUCUGUCUCCUCUGUUGAACAGUGUUAAUCACUUUGGAUCCAGACAGUGAAAAUAAAUCUCUCAGGUUGGGAUCCGGGCACAAAAUAAAACAUUUUUCACCUUCAUGUCAAGAAACAACAGCUCAAUAUGUAUGAAUAUACUAGCUUGAAAAAACAGACCUUUAAGUGAUUUAGCUUUACUUUCACCUGUGUAUCCCAUGUGUUAUUGAGUGAAAUGUAUAUAGAAAAAAAAUGUGCCUAAUAGUGAUUUUUCUCUGGCCUCACCUUGUUUUAUUUUUUGCCUACGUUACUGUAUUUAGAAGACGUUAAACUUGACACAAUCUGUUUUUAUUGCUGUAAAAAUUAACAAUACACAUUUUUUCUACAAAAGAAAGAAAGUUGUGAGUGAGUGGCUGCCUGAGUGAACAUGUGAUAUUCUGUUUGUGUGUCCACUUGUGUGUUUGUGCGUGUGUUCUUGUGAUUGUACCCAUGUACAUACACACAAAUGAGUGUCUAACCAAUAAAAAAAGAGAAACUACAUAGAAAUACAUUGUGUAAAUACAGUAAGGGUCUUCAAGGGAGAAAUAUGUGCCUUUAUACUUUUGAAAAAAAAAUACUGUAAUUCAUUGUUUUUGAUGGCAAACACAAUGUUUUAUAUAUUGUUUUUAUGGUGUAUAGCAACUACUUUUUAUUACCUGACAUUUUUGUAAGUGUAG
Messenger RNA from Centropristis striata (black sea bass), 8772 nucleotides. It is a transcript of the gene cdh5, whose product is annotated as cadherin 5. Gene Ontology annotation, molecular function: calcium ion binding; cadherin binding. The transcript is spliced from 15 exons. Gene Ontology annotation, biological process: regulation of establishment of cell polarity; cell morphogenesis; cell-cell junction assembly. NCBI's taxonomy places the organism in Eukaryota, Metazoa, Chordata, Actinopteri, Perciformes, Serranidae. Gene Ontology annotation, cellular component: catenin complex; plasma membrane; adherens junction. Bases 643 to 2988 code for a protein of 781 amino acids. The record is from RefSeq and is a predicted model, not a curated record.